CCUGCCGGCACGGCAGCUAAAAGAGCUCAGUGCCGAGGACAGAACACUGACUACAGUAAAAAGCUUCGUAAUGCGUGGCUGGCCGAAAAUUCUAACCAAAGAACAGCAUGAGCUGCAUCCUUACUUUUGCAGAAGGCAGGAGUUGACUGUCGUCCAGGACCUGCUCUACUGGGGACAGCGAGUCGUCAUUCCAGGGGCAGCCCAGAAAGAGAUGCUCAAUCUACUCCACGAGGCUCACCAGGGGGCGACGGCCAUGAAAAGGGUAGCCCGGACGUUGUUUUGGUGGCCCGGAUUGGACGGUGAGGUCCCAACCAUUCGCCCUCAUGCUGCCGUGUGGUACCGGAACUUCGGGCAAGGUGAAAAAUGGUUGCCCGGGGUGGUGGAGAGCAACCACGGCGCUCGCAUGACUGUGGUAUCUACUCCCGGAGGCAACGUCCGCCGUCAUCUCGAUCAACUGCGGUUACGGGAGGUCAAGGCGGAAACCAGCGAGGCACCCGCCGCCAGCGGUUCAGCAGUACCUGCACCCUCUCCCAGGAGCCCUGCUGACCAGUUGGCCCGAGCCGCAGCCGCCAGCGGUUCAGCGGUACCUGUACCCUCUCCCACGAGCCCUGCUGACCAGUUGGCCCGAGCCGCGGUACCUGCAGCCUCGGCCAAGAGCCCUGCGAACGAGUUGUACGGCGACGCCACGACCUCAAGCGAGCCCGCAGACAGCUGUGUGCCGUUCCAGCUGCGACGGUCCACUCGGACUCGGAAACCCAUUGAUCGCCUUCAAUUAUAAGAGAAGGAGAAUUGUUAUCACUUCGGCCGAGUCACCGAAGCAUGACUUACUGUUAUCCGCCUUUUGUUUGUUUUAUUAACUGCGUUGCCAUUGGUCCGUGGAGCGCUAUAUAUAGUUCCACGCGGGCCCGAAAUAAACCGUUCAUACCCUGGUA
Messenger RNA from Ixodes scapularis (black-legged tick), 932 nucleotides. RefSeq lists its product as uncharacterized. The record is from RefSeq and is a predicted model, not a curated record. The transcript has 2 exons. Lineage: Eukaryota; Metazoa; Arthropoda; Arachnida; Ixodida; Ixodidae. The coding region runs from base 71 to 778 and encodes 235 amino acids.